Messenger RNA from Oryza sativa Japonica Group (Japanese rice), 1723 nucleotides. RefSeq lists its product as uncharacterized. The record is from RefSeq and is a predicted model, not a curated record. NCBI's taxonomy places the organism in Eukaryota, Viridiplantae, Streptophyta, Magnoliopsida, Poales, Poaceae.
UGAAUGCAAAAUUUCUCUUCUGAAAAGGUCUUCCUAAACCCCUCGCCCCCCGCUCGCUAAACACACUAGACAUUUCCGAUGGGCAAGAACGGGAAGAAGACGGAGUCGCACCGGCAAGGCCGAGGCCGCCGUGCCUCACGCUUCCGCGGCGGCGGCGGCGGCGGCGACGAGGAUGGUGACGAGUUGCCUUCAUCUGCCUAUGAUGCUCCACCGCCACACCACGAGGACUCCGACGGUGACGACACCGACGAAGCAGCAGCCGAGGACGAACACGAAGGGGGUGUGGAUGGAGGUGACCAGGAGCAGCGGGAAGUAGGUUCCAUGCCUUCCAAGUUCCACCUGUACCAACUCUCCGUCCAGUCGCCAAAAGGGGACAUUAGCUACCUGCAGAAGUUCUUCCUUAUGUACGUCGGCGGGCGCGUCCCUCUGCACUUCCAAGAGGAUUUCUGUGGCACGGCCCUCCUCAGUGCUGAGUGGCUUCGUACUGAUGCAAGGCGUACAGCAGUUGGCUUAGAUUUGGACCUUGAGUCACUUGAGUGGUGUCUUGAAAACAACCUGAGCAAGAUUGGAGCUGAUGGGUAUUCAAGAAUGCUACUUUUCCAUGGAAAUGUUCUACAGCCAAAUGUAGCUCGCCUAGUCAAGCAAAAGAUCUGUGAUGCCAUGCAAGAUCUGCACGUAAACAAUGAUAAUGACUCUUUAGCAAGUAACAUCUGUGAUCAGUUGGAUCCUGCUAGCCCAAAAUGCUCAGCCAAUUCAACCAUGUCGGAUUUGGUUUUGCCGGCAAGAGACAUUAUUUGUGCAUUCAACUACAGUUGCUGUUGUCUCCACAGGAGAAAGGACUUGGUUUUGUAUUUUAGGCAUGCUUUCAAUGCACUGUCAAAACGAGGUGGUAUAUUUGUAAUGGAUGUGUAUGGUGGCACAUCAUCUGAACGCAAGCUACGUCUGCAGAGGAGGUUCCCCAGCUUCACUUAUUUCUGGGAGCAAGAAGAGUUCGAUAUCAUAAGUCACCAAACAAGGAUCAGUCUCCACUUCCAAGCUGGAAAGAAGCAAAUGUUACGGCAUGCUUUCACGUACCAUUGGCGCCUGUGGUCGAUACCAGAAAUCAAAGACUGCUUGGAGGAAGCUGGAUUUAAAUCAAUCCAUGUCUGGAUCAGGGAGAUGCCAAAUACCCAAUCAAGUGGAAAUGCUAAAGAAUAUAAUGCCAACCGUGAUGUGAAAUAUGAAGAAUUACAGCAUUUCAAUCAAGCAGAUGCUUGGAAUGCAUAUGUUGUUGGAGUAGCAAAUAUCUAGAUGAUUCAUGCUACCUUCUUUUUUUAGAGAGAAGAUGUUGGAAACCUUUGCAGUUUUCCGUUCUGAUGCUAUCCGGUCAGUUUCUCUGAUGCUGCCUGCCGGAGUAGUAUCUUUUUAUCUAAUGCACAAGUGCUUAACAUGGAUUCCCUUCUCGUUGAAACUAGAAUGUGUAAUUGCUCCACUCUAUGCCAGGAAACUAGGAAAGUUGUAUGUCUUGGGCUAUGAUGUUUGUUCUAGAUGAGAUGCUAGCUAACAUGUAGUAUCAUCAUAUCUGUACCGAUCAAAUAGAGAGCAGUCAAACCCCAAAGACAAUCUACUGAAGAUGGUGAUUCACUAUUUCUUGAUGCAGUCAUACAGGGGUUGUAUGUCCAGUCAGUUUCAUGCAGCAUAACCUUUUCAGGUUUGCAUGCCAAUGGUGUUCUGUGCUGAUUAA